AUGCUUGGGAAUCAACAAUUUCAUCAAGUUGCUGCGGAUCAAACGAAGGAGUUGGAUAAGAAUAUGGCGAGAUUGCGUGUUUUGAAAACCAGUCUUUUGAGCCAGCGAAAUAGCACUGAGGAGGAGAUUCUUGCACAGGGGAAGGUUGAAUUUGCCAAAGUAACGGUGACUGGAUUGCAAAUGAAGUUGGAAAUGCUGUAUUUUUCUAUUACAAGACGUCUCAAGGAGAUAUCAUCACUUGCUGGUUGGUAUAUUAUACCAAAUUUAUUUUUACGUAAGCUGCAUGACACUUGCAUGCAUUUAGAUUCUUGUACCCGAUUUUUAGAUUCCAGUAAAAGAAGGUCGUCAAUGCGACUGAAAUGUUCAAAAGAAAAAUCAGAACUAAUGUUGUCUGUGGAGGCGUUAAAUACUGUUAGCAAACUGCUUGCUCUAACUCCGACAAAUGCUGAAGAUAUUCUUGCAGGAGAAUUUCCCUGGUCAUUUAGCGAGGAGUCAACUACCUCGCAAGGUACAUACUUUAUGCAUUUAGCUUUACGAAAAUUAAGUUUUUGUGGUCCAUCCAAAUAACACGUUAUGUGUUCCUAGAUCUUCCCAUACGAUGCAAAGCACAAGUAGUAGACAAGUUCAUGUUGGUUGAAAGACUAAAAGAAGAGAAAUCCCAGUUAAGAAUGGAAAUGAAAAACUUCCUUAUGUUCUACUUGGAAACCAUUGUGCCCAAUCUUCGUGAAAAAAAAGUCGGCAUUAAUGCCCGAAUAGGUAGUCAAUUAUGAUGCAUAUUUAUAGAUUGUGUAUUUUGUGAUCAAUUUGCAGUGUCACCAAAAUGCCACUAACCCCAAAUAUGAUUUUUUGUAUGUGCGAUAUAAUAUUUAGAUGCGAUACUGCAUAUAUUUUUAGUUAACAACAUCAUCAUGAUUUCAUGAGAUGGAUUUUUAUGGUAAAAAAAGAACAAAGGAAAGCUAAUUUGAAAUUAUGUAAUGACGGUAACGUCUACAGCGAAAAGGUUGCACAAGAUGAGAUUUUUUUACAAUAAAGAUCACGACAUUACUUCUUAGAAAUACCCAAAUAUUACCAAUACCAAAAAUCACAUUUGGUGUUAAUGGCACUUCAACUUAGAACUCAUGUUAAUUAUUUUUUUAUGUAGAUUAUAUUAACAACGUGGAUGAACCAGAUGAUAAAUACUCGAGUAAAGAUGAGGUAUAUAUAUGCUCUAGUCAUGUACAGUACAUAUCGGUAUAUAUAAGACGUCGUAAUAUAUGUUGUGUUUUUGCAUAUUUAGAGUGCAGUUGAUAAAGGACGACGGUAUUUGGUGCGUACUGAGAGACUAGAUACCUUACAAGGUCACCUUGCUAUUGUUAAUAUGGGGAUAGCCUUUGCCAAAAGCCAGAUAAGAAAUGGAUUGGAAUACUUCAGAGAUCUGGAUAAUUCAUUGGCAAGUUUGGAAGAUAGCGACGACGACGUUAGUAGUGAUGAAGAUGACGAUGAUACCAACUCCGAUUGUGAAGACGCCUUGUCAAGUCAUGAGAACAGUGAACUUGAAACAUUUUAUGACUAA
Molecule: messenger RNA, 1552 nt
Organism: Paramuricea clavata
Lineage: Eukaryota; Metazoa; Cnidaria; Anthozoa; Malacalcyonacea; Plexauridae
Source: the annotation of a GenBank genome assembly